CCGGAUGUUUUGCCCGUGUGACCGGCACUUCCGCUGUCUGGGCUCCCGGUAGAAGCGGCUGUGUAUCGGGGAGCGGACCGGCCAUGGGGCUGGAGUGGAGCCGUCAGGAGGAGCGGCAGCCGCUGCUGGCCGGGUCCCGGAUCCCGCGGGUGUUCGGGCGGCGCUGGCUGGUGCUGCUGCUCUUCUCCCUCCUCGGCUUCAUGCAGGGUCUAUUGUGGAACAGCUGGGGGCCCAUCCAGAACUCCGCCCGGGCCGCCUACGGCUUCAGCAGCCUGGACAUCGCCCUCCUGGUCCUGUGGGGCCCCAUCGGCUUUCUGCCCUGCUUCCUCUUCAUGUGGCUGAUGGACAAGAAGGGUCUCCGUGUGACCGUCCUCCUCACGCUGCUGGUGAUGAUGGUCGGCGCCGGCCUGCGCUGCGUCCCCGUGACGAAUCUGGAGCUGAGGAGAAGGUUCAUACAUGGCGGUCAGCUGCUGAACGGAUUUGCAGGACCCACGGCUAUGAACGCGGCUCCUUUUCUCUCCACGACGUGGUUCCCUCCAGACGAGCGCGCCACAGCCACGGCCAUCGCAUCCAUGUUAAACUACUUGGGUGGCGCUUGUGCAUUUUUAAUAGGACCUUUAAUAGUCCCGUCUCCUAACAACACAUCCGGCAGCCUCCUUACAGAAGGACACGUAGCGUCCAUCAGGGAUCGUAUCGAGGCGGUGAUGUACGCAGAGUUCGGGAUCAUCGCGGUGCUCUUUGCCGCUGUCAUGGCUUACUUCCCUGCCCGGCCCCCAGUCCCCCCCAGUGUGGCCGCUGCCAGUCGCAGACUCAGUUACAGGAGUAGCAUUGGAAAACUGCUCAGUAAUCCUCGCUUCCUCAUGCUCGCGUUGGCCUACGCCAUUCCUCUGGGAUUCUACGCCGGCUGGUCGGGGGUUUUGGAUGUCAUUUUAACGCCUAUGCAUGUGAAUCAGGUGGAUGCCGGCUGGAUCGGUUUCUGGUCAAUCGUAGGCGGGUGUUUUGUGGGAAUUGGCGUGGGAAGAUUUGCAGACUCUGUUCGGGGCAUCCUGAAGCCGAUUCUUGUCUUACUCUUUUCAGGAUCUACACUUGCGGCCACCUGGUUCACCUUGACGUUUUUAAGUAACAUCACCCACCUUCCCCUCACUACAGCGACCCUUUAUACCUCAUGUAUCUUGAUCGGUGUCUUUCUGAACGGCACGGUGCCAAUAUUUUUCGAGAUGUUCGUGGAGACGGUCUAUCCCAUCCCGGAGGGAAUCACUUGCGGCUUCGUCACCUUCUUGAGUAACAUCUUCACCGGACUCUUGUUGGUCUUUCUCACUUUCUAUCACACACAGUUGUCGUGGCUGAACUGGUGCCUGACGGGAUCCAGCUUUCUCAGCCUCCUGUUUAUUGUGUGCUUCAGGGAAUCCUACGACAGACUCUAUCUGGACGUCUUUAUAUCCGUGUAAUGGCCCCCGGGCGGCUGAACCGCGCUCUGUCCUCUAUUGCACAAUAAGACUUCGGAGGAAGACGAGUGACACGCGGCCGGCGCUCUGAUAUUAACCGCUAAGUAAAAGGCCCCGCGUGUGUAUUUUACUCCGCCAUCCUGAAAAGGCGAAGAGCAUCAAUUACCAGGGAAAGCUCGCGGCGCUCGCCAUUAUUAACAAAGGUGGAGUAUCUUAAUAUUUUAACGAUGGAUAGGGUAGAGGACCUAAAGUCUAAUUGCACAUUUUGUUAUACACCAAUGUUUCCCAAGCAGGAUGAUUCCAGCUGCUUGCUGAGAGUUGUAGUUUUGGAACAGCUGGAGGCACACUGGUUGGGAAACACUGCCUUACAUGAUGAUUAUCGUCUUCGGUACUGAUACUAUGUAUAACAGUGUAUCCAACCUGGGCAGUUCUAGUUGAUGCAAAACUACAACUGCCAGCAUGCCUGAACAGCUGUUGGCUGUCCGGGCAUGCUGGGAGUUGUAGUUUUGCAACAGCUGGAGACACACAUGUCGGGAAACACUGCCUAACACAAUGAUCAUCAUCACUGAUAAUAUGUAUAACAAUGUUUUCCGACCAGAAUGAUUUCAGUUCAUGCCAAACUACAAAUCCCAUCAUGCCCCGACAGCCUUUGGCUGUCCGGGCAUGCUGGGAGUUGUAGUUUUUCAUCAGCUGGAGGCACAGUGGUUGGGAAACACUGAUUUUACACGAUGUUCGUCUGUACUAGAUACUAUGUAUAACAGUGUCUUCCAACCAGGAUGAUUCCGAUUGAUGCAAAACUACAACUCCCAGCAUGCCCGGAAAGCCUUCAGCCGCAUACUAAAAGUUAUAGUUUUGCAACAGCUGGAGGCACCCUGCUUGGAAAACACUGCCUUACACUUUGUAUAACUGUGUUUCCCAUCCAGAAUGAUUCCAGUUGAUGCAAUACUACAACUCCCAGCAUGCCCGGACAGCCUUUGGCUGUCCGGGCAUGCUGGGAGUUGUAGUAUUGCAACAGCUGGAGGCACCCUGUUUGGGAAACACUGUGGUCAAUGUCUGGCAUAAAAUUUACUGAAUUGUUGAUAUUUUUCGUAUGUAUGUUUAUAUUCUACAUGUUACACGGCGACGCGUUUACACACCUCCCACAUGAUAUUUGGGUGGUACUGAUCUCCCGUAAAAGCCGCGUUCAUACGACGGAACUUUCCGAGCGGAACCCGGCAAAAAAAUAAAAUAAAAAAUAAUCAAAAAUUCUGCCCGGAAAUUGUGCUGCAGCAGAGUCCUAUUGUUUUCAAUGGGAUUCUGCUGCACCGCGCAGACGGCGGAAUUUCCGUCGCAUCCGCAUAAAUGAUUUUCCCUACAGAUGUGUCGCAAAAAAAUAAAAAUAAUCCACCAAAAUCCUACCAAACUUCUGUUGGCGCCAAUGUGAUGCUCCUUCAUCUUCUGCACAAGCCUCUACUCGUAAUGACCCCAAAAAAUGGCGUCCGCCCAGGUACCUGUAGAGGCAAUUGCGCCAUACGGUAACUACUCACCGGGAAACUGUUGAUUUUUUGCGGUAUGAUGCGGAGUGACACUUUAUGAUUUCGGUGUCGGUUCUUAUGUAGCUCCUAUAGGGAAGGUUCGGUUGUCACCGCGCGGUCGUCGCGUCGUUCCCUCGUACCUUCAGGAUUUCGCGGAGGAUUGACUCCGCGCGGCAUUAUUUUUGUUUUGUACUUUAUGCUGCUAAUAGUCUGGUGGGGGUGGUGGGGGGGGGGGUUGGGUACUGAGGGGUUCCUAAUAUUUCUGUCUCGUUGAUGAUCAUGUGACCUUGUUCUCUAAUCUGUAUAUAAGAGUCUAAUCCGUAAUAAAGUUGUUUACCGUCUAACGCUCUAAUAACCGGCUCGUGGCUAGAAAGUCAGGUGACCCCUUUUUAUAAUGACUUUGUUUGUUUGUUUUUAUUUUAAAUAAACAUUUUAAAAUCUGUUA
Molecule: messenger RNA, 3404 nt
Organism: Hyla sarda
Lineage: Eukaryota; Metazoa; Chordata; Amphibia; Anura; Hylidae
Gene: SLC49A4
Product: solute carrier family 49 member 4
Exons: 9
Coding region: 84-1448 (454 amino acids)
Biological process (GO): transmembrane transport
Cellular component (GO): intracellular membrane-bounded organelle; membrane
Molecular function (GO): transmembrane transporter activity
Source: RefSeq, a predicted model, not a curated record